AUGGAAGCCGCUCUCAGCAAGCUCGAAGACUAUUGCAUGUUAUUCAAUCCGUACAUCUACGACCUCUCUCAUCUCGUCCCUAUUGAUCGAUUGCCCACCGAGCUACUUAUCCAGAUUUUCGUGGCCUCUGUCGAUACCCCUGGAGACGAUCUCCUUGCGCUCAAAUUCGGCCGCGUUUGUCGCUAUUGGCGUGAUGUCGCGAAUGCGUCGCCCCACGUAUGGCAGUAUUUACACCUCAGCGACAGACGGAGGACACAGGCCUCGCAUACUCAGGCCCAGUUAUGGAUGUUACGAUCUGGCUCACUUCCCCUUCAUGUCCACGCCAAUCUGGAGUCCACAGACACUCUCCUUCCUCUCCUAUCACCUGUGCUACGCCAAAUCGACCGCUGGCGGACAUGCCAUAUAACCAUCGGAGAUCUCACGGAACAUGUUGAAUUUGUACCAUUCGCCGCUGACAGUCCGCAAAAUCGUUUGGAGGAAUUACGAGUGAGGGUCAGGCCUUCAGCAAUUAUGUCCGGUAUUUUUGACGAUGACGACCACGAUGUCCCCACCUUUGAUAAUUCGCCGUUGCAGCCUUCAUCCGAAUUCUGCAACAUCUGCAUGCGUGUCUCCUUUAGUGUCUUGCCCUCAUCUUGCCACAUGUCAUCGCUACGUUUCACGCAACUCACAAUCACCGAGUCGGACACCAUCCCAAACUCAACACGUCUGCUUGACUUCUUAUUAGCUUUCCCAAUGCUUGAAUCGCUAUGUUAUCAUGGUCUCGCAAAUGAAAGCGAUUCAACGCCAAAGCAUCCUCGCCCGCCCGUCGUUCCACUUUUGCAUCUGCGCGUGCUACUUGUGCGGACGACCUGCGCGGUGCGCACCAUUUUAUCCCAUAUCCAUGCACCUGCGCUACGGCGUCUCUGCCUGGAGCACACAAAUGUUGAUUAUGAGGUGUCGCCGGAUCCCUAUGCAGAUAUGCACGAGGAGGGUGAUAGUGAUGACGAGGCGCAAGACUUUUCGCAAUCCCCUUGGAGUGAUCGAGGGACCGGGAUGGGACUACGGACACUUUUCAAGCGGAGCAAUCCUCCCUUACAAGCCCUGGAGAUGGAUUAUGCGGACAUGCGCACCAAGGACUUUCUCUGGUGCUUUGAUCGCAUGGAUACGCUCGAAGAAUUCGUUAUUGUCGCCUCAGACAUGUCGGACAAAGUGAUCAAGGCGCUAGCUCCCUACCGGGGACACCUGUUGCGGCAUUCGGGGGAGAGUGAGGACGGGAUGUCCGAUAAUGCUCCUUUACGCGUACGACUUCCUCGACUUUGGGCCCUCGGCUUGCGGAAUUGUCAGCGGUUAACUGGUGACACCAUCGUUAAUGUAGUGCAGAGUCGUUGCGAAUAUGCAGACUCCAUGCCGGAUGACGUUGCUCGUAGUUUGCAAGUCGUUGUGAUUGCCGGUUGCCCAGAAUUCCGUGCUCGUCAUACCAUUGCGCUCUCACCUUUGCUAGGGACUCGGUUGCGUGUAUCAUAG
Molecule: messenger RNA, 1503 nt
Organism: Fibroporia radiculosa
Lineage: Eukaryota; Fungi; Basidiomycota; Agaricomycetes; Polyporales; Fibroporiaceae
Exons: 1
Coding region: 1-1503 (500 amino acids)
Molecular function (GO): protein binding
Source: RefSeq, a predicted model, not a curated record